AUGUGUGAAUUAUUUUCAUCGACCUAUAAAUUAAAUCCAUCAUCGGUAUCAUUAUGUGAUCGAUUGAAACAACGAUAUGGAAAUUAUCAACAGAAUUUACAAUCAUUAUUUCAUGAUGAUUUACAAAAGAAAAAUACUCGAGAUAUUGAAUUUAUUCGAUAUAUUGUUAAUUAUAUUAUUGAACAAGCUAAACAUAAUAUUGUUAUAUCGGAAUUACCUGAUGUUAUUCGAACCUUACACAAUGAAGCGAAGGAUGUUAUUCAAAAAAAUCAAACGAUAACAUUAGAAGAAGCGAUUGCUCAAGUACAAACAGUCGGUUCAAUGAAAUAUCCAUAUUUAAAAAAAUUGAAACCAAUACGUACUGAAGAUUUUGUCAAUGAAGUUAUACGUGAAGUAUUCGAUCGUCUAGGAACUAUUAUCACGUUAGAUAUGAUUGAAAAUAUUUGUCGAUUUACUACUUGUUCAACUAAACAGUUACUUCAUACAAUGGUUGAUAAAUAA
Molecule: messenger RNA, 501 nt
Organism: Rotaria sp. Silwood2
Lineage: Eukaryota; Metazoa; Rotifera; Eurotatoria; Philodinida; Philodinidae
Source: the annotation of a GenBank genome assembly